This is a messenger RNA of Homo sapiens (human), 5237 nucleotides long. RefSeq names its product inositol polyphosphate phosphatase like 1 (gene INPPL1). Gene Ontology annotation, biological process: phosphatidylinositol dephosphorylation; phosphatidylinositol biosynthetic process. Lineage: Eukaryota; Metazoa; Chordata; Mammalia; Primates; Hominidae. The record is from RefSeq and is a predicted model, not a curated record. The transcript has 29 exons. Gene Ontology annotation, cellular component: cytoplasm; cytosol; lamellipodium. Gene Ontology annotation, molecular function: phosphatase activity; phosphatidylinositol-3,4,5-trisphosphate 5-phosphatase activity. The coding region runs from base 601 to 4443 and encodes 1280 amino acids.
GCCAGAGUAAGAAUCUUCAGAAGCCUGGUUAGCCAGGGAAUCUCCCCGCAGGCUUUGCCGGGGGACGGUUCCCGUGGAGUUGGGGGUUCAGAUCUAAGAGGGGGCUGCAUUUCGCAGGAGUUGGGGGCCCCGCCCGCUUGGGUGGAGGGAAGAGGAUGGGUAGGGGGUGGUCCUGGAUCCUUCGCAGGUUUGGGGAACUCGAUGCAGCCAAGCUGUAAGGGGGACGAGAGGAAGAGCCAUGGAGUGGAAUCAGACCUUUAUGGGGCUUAGGGGUCAUAUCAUUGGGAGAACUGAGAAGCGCUGAAUUCUCCAGGGGGUGCCUGGAUCCCGAAGUGUCGGGGCCAGGAUGGGGGGACUCGGAUUUCGAUGGGGAUUUGGGGACUGGAUCUCCUCGGUUGAGGCCGGCGCUGCAGGCAGCGGCGGCUGCGCGGUGAACGAGGCGGCCUGCGCGGCGGAGUGCUGAGUCCCGAUCCCCGGCUCUGUCCGGCCCACGGAUCCUCAAGCCCGGGCCCCGGGCCCGGCCCCAGCCUCAGCCCUGAGCGUCUCGGGGCGGAUGGCGCGGGGCGGCGGGGGCGGGCGGUGCUGAGCCCUGCGCGGGCCAUGGCCUCGGCCUGCGGGGCGCCGGGCCCGGGGGGCGCCCUGGGCAGCCAGGCCCCCUCCUGGUACCACCGCGACCUGAGCCGGGCGGCCGCGGAGGAGCUGCUGGCCCGGGCGGGCCGCGAUGGCAGCUUCCUGGUCCGAGACAGCGAGAGCGUGGCGGGGGCCUUCGCGCUCUGCGUCCUGUAUCAGAAGCAUGUGCACACGUAUCGCAUUCUGCCUGAUGGAGAAGAUUUCUUGGCUGUGCAGACCUCGCAGGGUGUGCCUGUGCGCCGCUUCCAGACCCUGGGUGAGCUCAUCGGCCUGUACGCCCAGCCCAACCAGGGCCUUGUGUGCGCCCUGCUUCUUCCUGUAGAGGGUGAGCGAGAGCCGGACCCACCGGAUGACCGGGAUGCCUCAGAUGGGGAGGAUGAGAAGCCCCCGCUGCCCCCGCGCUCUGGCUCCACCAGCAUUUCUGCCCCCACUGGGCCCAGCAGUCCCCUGCCAGCUCCUGAGACUCCCACAGCUCCAGCUGCUGAGAGGGAUGGGGCAGAGGUGCUGGGACAGGUCAGCAGGACCUCCACUGACUUCUUAACCCCUCCCCAAAGUGCUCCCAAUGGGCUGAGCACCGUCUCGCACGACUACCUGAAAGGCAGCUAUGGGCUGGACCUGGAAGCUGUGAGGGGUGGAGCCAGCCACCUGCCCCACCUCACCCGUACCCUCGCUACCUCAUGCCGGAGGCUGCACAGUGAGGUGGACAAGGUCCUGUCAGGCCUGGAGAUCCUGUCCAAGGUGUUUGACCAGCAGAGCUCGCCCAUGGUGACCCGCCUUUUGCAGCAGCAGAACCUGCCACAGACAGGGGAGCAGGAACUAGAGAGCCUGGUGCUGAAGCUGUCAGUGCUAAAGGACUUCCUGUCAGGCAUCCAGAAGAAGGCCCUGAAGGCCCUACAGGACAUGAGCUCCACAGCACCCCCAGCUCCGCAGCCAUCCACACGUAAGGCCAAGACCAUCCCCGUGCAGGCCUUUGAGGUGAAGCUAGAUGUGACCCUGGGUGACCUGACCAAGAUUGGGAAGUCACAGAAGUUCACGCUGAGCGUGGAUGUGGAGGGUGGGCGGCUGGUGCUGCUGCGGAGACAGCGGGACUCCCAGGAGGACUGGACCACCUUCACGCACGACCGCAUCCGCCAGCUCAUUAAGUCCCAGCGUGUCCAGAACAAGCUGGGUGUUGUGUUUGAGAAGGAGAAGGACCGGACUCAGCGCAAGGACUUCAUCUUUGUCAGUGCCCGGAAGCGGGAGGCCUUCUGCCAGCUGUUGCAGCUCAUGAAGAACAAGCACUCCAAGCAGGACGAGCCCGACAUGAUCUCAGUCUUCAUAGGCACCUGGAACAUGGGAAGUGUACCACCUCCAAAAAACGUGACAUCCUGGUUCACAUCGAAGGGUCUGGGGAAGACCCUGGACGAGGUCACAGUGACCAUACCCCAUGACAUCUAUGUCUUUGGGACCCAGGAGAACUCAGUGGGCGACCGCGAGUGGCUGGACCUACUGCGCGGGGGCCUCAAGGAGCUUACGGAUCUGGAUUACCGCCCGAUUGCCAUGCAAUCACUGUGGAAUAUCAAGGUGGCAGUGCUGGUCAAGCCAGAGCACGAGAACCGUAUCAGCCAUGUCAGUACGUCCAGUGUGAAGACUGGCAUCGCCAACACCCUGGGGAACAAGGGGGCUGUGGGCGUCUCCUUCAUGUUUAAUGGCACCUCAUUUGGCUUUGUGAAUUGUCACCUCACCUCGGGAAAUGAGAAGACGGCUCGGAGGAACCAAAACUACUUGGACAUCCUGCGGCUGCUCUCGCUGGGCGACCGGCAGCUCAAUGCCUUUGACAUCUCUCUGCGUUUCACACACCUCUUCUGGUUUGGGGACCUCAACUACCGCCUGGACAUGGAUAUCCAGGAGAUCCUGAACUACAUCAGCAGGAAAGAGUUUGAGCCCCUCCUCAGGGUGGACCAGCUCAACCUGGAGCGGGAGAAGCACAAGGUCUUCCUUCGAUUCAGUGAGGAGGAGAUCUCCUUCCCACCCACCUACCGCUAUGAGCGGGGUUCCCGGGACACAUAUGCCUGGCACAAGCAGAAGCCAACUGGGGUCCGGACCAAUGUGCCCUCAUGGUGUGACCGGAUUCUGUGGAAAUCCUACCCUGAAACUCACAUCAUCUGCAAUUCUUAUGGUUGCACUGAUGACAUCGUCACCAGCGACCAUUCCCCCGUGUUUGGGACAUUUGAGGUUGGAGUUACCUCCCAGUUCAUCUCCAAGAAAGGGCUCUCAAAGACUUCAGACCAGGCCUACAUUGAGUUUGAGAGCAUCGAGGCCAUUGUGAAGACAGCCAGCCGCACCAAGUUCUUCAUCGAGUUCUACUCUACCUGCCUGGAGGAAUACAAGAAGAGCUUUGAGAAUGAUGCCCAGAGCAGUGACAACAUCAACUUCCUCAAAGUGCAGUGGUCUUCACGCCAGCUGCCCACGCUCAAACCAAUUCUGGCUGAUAUCGAGUACCUGCAGGACCAGCACCUCCUGCUCACAGUCAAGUCCAUGGAUGGCUAUGAAUCCUAUGGGGAGUGUGUGGUUGCACUCAAAUCCAUGAUCGGCAGCACGGCCCAACAGUUCCUGACCUUCCUAUCCCACCGUGGCGAGGAGACAGGCAAUAUCAGAGGCUCCAUGAAGGUGCGGGUGCCCACGGAGCGCCUGGGCACCCGUGAGCGGCUCUACGAGUGGAUCAGCAUUGAUAAGGAUGAGGCAGGAGCAAAGAGCAAAGCCCCCUCUGUGUCCCGAGGGAGCCAGGAGCCCAGGUCAGGGAGCCGCAAGCCAGCCUUCACAGAGGCCUCCUGCCCGCUCUCCAGGUUAUUUGAAGAACCAGAGAAACCGCCACCAACGGGGAGGCCCCCAGCCCCACCCCGAGCAGCUCCCCGGGAGGAGCCCUUGACCCCCAGGUUGAAGCCAGAGGGAGCUCCUGAACCAGAAGGGGUGGCGGCCCCCCCACCCAAGAACAGCUUCAAUAACCCUGCCUACUACGUCCUUGAAGGGGUCCCGCACCAGCUGCUGCCCCCGGAGCCACCCUCGCCUGCCAGGGCCCCUGUCCCAUCUGCCACCAAGAACAAAGUGGCCAUUACAGUGCCUGCUCCACAGCUUGGGCACCACCGGCACCCUCGUGUGGGAGAGGGGAGUUCUUCAGAUGAGGAGUCUGGAGGCACACUGCCCCCUCCAGACUUUCCACCUCCACCACUGCCGGACUCAGCCAUCUUCCUGCCCCCCAGCCUGGAUCCUUUACCAGGGCCAGUGGUCCGGGGCCGUGGUGGGGCUGAGGCCCGUGGCCCACCACCUCCCAAGGCCCAUCCAAGGCCUCCACUGCCCCCAGGCCCCUCACCAGCCAGCACUUUCCUGGGGGAAGUGGCCAGUGGGGAUGACCGGUCCUGCUCGGUGCUGCAGAUGGCCAAGACGCUGAGCGAGGUGGACUAUGCCCCUGCUGGGCCUGCACGCUCAGCGCUCCUCCCAGGCCCCCUGGAGCUGCAGCCCCCCCGGGGACUGCCCUCGGACUAUGGCCGGCCCCUCAGCUUCCCUCCACCCCGCAUCCGGGAGAGCAUCCAGGAAGACCUGGCAGAGGAGGCUCCGUGCCUGCAGGGCGGGCGGGCCAGCGGGCUGGGCGAGGCAGGCAUGAGUGCCUGGCUGCGGGCCAUCGGCUUGGAGCGCUAUGAGGAGGGCCUGGUGCAUAAUGGCUGGGACGACCUGGAGUUUCUCAGUGACAUCACCGAGGAGGACUUGGAGGAGGCUGGGGUGCAGGACCCGGCUCACAAGCGCCUCCUUCUGGACACCCUGCAGCUCAGCAAGUGAUAGCGGAGGCACCACGAAGCUGUGAACUCAGAGCCCCUCCCUGCUACCAAGGCCCAGCUAUGGCCCCAGGGUUGAAAAGUUAUGAGGGUCAGGGCAGUAUCUCUCUGCCUAUUUAUUGGGGUGCCUAUUUAUUGGGGAUCUGCAUUCCCCGCUGCCCAAUCAUUUGCAAUGCCCUAAUUAGGGCAUCCUGCCCCUCGCCUUUUAGGCUCAGGACGGAAGGUCAGUUGCCAUGGUUACCGAGGACCCUGGUUACUCUGGUGCUGUCCUGUUUUACUGGACCCCGCCUCCCAGCCCCAGGGGUGCCUGUGGGGGUCCAUUUGGGUACGUCUGGGCCCCCACUUUCACCAGUUUCUGCGGCCUUCCACCGGGCCUGAACCACAGCGGAGGAGCUCCGCUAAGACCUCCCCACCCCCGCUGGGGGUGGGGGCGGGUGUCCGUCCGGAAAUGAAGGAAUAGCCCGAGGACCGGGCUGGGGUUUAUUUAAACUGUUCUGUGUGGGUCUGGGGAGGGAGAGCACCUUAAUAUUAUUGGGGUUGGUUGGGGUGGGGCAGGAUCUCAGCCAUAAAGUGCCAGUUUGCUUAGUUCUCACUGUCUCCUGGUCUGUGCUGCCCUGCUCUGGGGAUGCACGGCGGCAGGGUGGGGGAGGGAGGUUCCUCGCAGGUCUCAGCCCGGGACAGGGUCUUGCAAGCAGCCUCCUGGGCAGUCGUAAGGGUUGCGGCGUGAUGUCUUCAAUAAAUUAAGUUUUAUUUGGAUUGAGUAAAACUUCAAUAAAUUACAAGUUUUUCAAAGAAAAA